Messenger RNA from Purpureocillium lilacinum, 2889 nucleotides. RefSeq lists its product as uncharacterized. NCBI's taxonomy places the organism in Eukaryota, Fungi, Ascomycota, Sordariomycetes, Hypocreales, Ophiocordycipitaceae. Gene Ontology annotation, cellular component: nucleolus. The record is from RefSeq and is a predicted model, not a curated record. Gene Ontology annotation, molecular function: RNA binding; protein binding. Gene Ontology annotation, biological process: positive regulation of rRNA processing; positive regulation of transcription by RNA polymerase I.
AUGGCGGGUUUGAAGAGCCCCAGAGUCAGGGACGACAAGACGAAAAAGCGGAAGCGCGAGGCGAAUGACUCUGAGACCAAGGCGAAGCGGCAUCGACAACAAGCCCGCCAAGGGAAAGCGAAUGGCGACGAGGGUGAUUCGGAGUCUGACAGGCUAAUUGAAGCCGACUCGCUCCUGGAAGUUGCCGUGACGAGCCAAGGGGACCUGGUCGGGCACCUCGAAAAUGGAGAGGCAGGCUGGAGAAUCUCGAAACCCAUGGGAGGGCGGAUGCUGGACAUUGAUCCGAUUCUAACGGCGGAUGACCGCUAUCUCAUCCUGACCUACAACACUUCGAUCCAAGUCUAUACUGCCAUCGACUCGUUGCUUGUCAGGCGGAUACCGAUCACCACUCUCGAUACCUCUGCGCCGCAGGGGUCAACGCCUGCCACGAUUAUCGCGACUCGGCUCUCUGCGCAAGACCCCAACUUUGCCUGGGUUGCCUGCUCGGAUGGCCAAGUUUACCAUGUCGACUGGACCCAGAGCACGGAAGCUCCGACAAGCUUCAAGACUGCGUCCGGCACUGCCAAGGCAAUGGCCGUGAUAUCCGCGCAACGCCAGGGUAAAGGAGAAGACACCAUCUUGGUGGUCGAGUCCGACAAGGAGCAUCGCAUGGAAGUCGUGGCAUACCAGGGAAAGACUGGGACUACCACGGCAUCCAAGAGCUUGCUGGCUCUCAAGAAGUAUGGCGCCGGACUGCAGCUGCUGGAAGCCAGCACAGACGGCCAAGUUCUUAUCGGCGCAUUCCACGAUCGCUUGUUCCUCGGCGUGGCUUCUCAACCCGGCACUGGCAAACUUGAAGAUCUACAGUACGAGUUUUACUCGUUUGACAUCCCGGAUCUCAUCACCUCCCUGAGCCUGCGGGUUCACAAGAAGUCCAACAGUCGAAAGGUGCAAACUGGGUUCGACAAGGCGGUUGACGUCGUUGCUGGUGGCGCACGUGGAGCCAUAUAUGUAUAUAGCGAUGUGCUCUCGCGUCUCCAGGCCGCAGGCAAGUCGCAAGCGGCGAAAGAUGGUGUGCAAGUGCAGCGACUGCAUUGGCAUCGCCGAGCCGUCCACGCCGUAAAGUGGUCUCGCGACGGAAACUACAUUCUCUCCGGUGGCUCAGAGAAUGCCCUUGUCUUGUGGCAAGUGGACACGGGCAAAAAGGACUUCCUCCCGCAUCUGUCGGGCAGUGUGGAAAACAUUGUGGUCUCCUCAUCAGGGUCAUCAUAUGUAAUUCACCUCGACGACAACUCUUGCAUGAUUCUCUCAACUGCCGAGAUGAAGCCGACCACGUACGUGUCCGGCAUUCAAUCCGCGGCCAUCGAUGUGGCGACGCCCAAGGACCUCUUGGUGAAGCGGACCUGGAGCACCGCGGACCAAGUCAGGCGACCGAUCCCGGCUGCAAUCAAGCCUUCAGACCCGUCAAAACUUCACGUCUGCGUCGGUAACGGCCGUCAAGCCUCCAUGGCUGGCGAUUUCUCGGCGCCGCUGCUUCAGACGUUCGAUCUCGACUCGUUUACGAGCGUGACGAAACAGGCGCUUGCCCGCACGCAGACGACAGCCCACAAUAUGACCAGCAAGGGCCACACAAUCGACGAGCCUUUGGUCAGCCAUAUCGCCUUCUCCGGGGAUGGGAAGUGGCUGGCUAGCGUGGACGAGUGGACGCCGUCAACAAAGGAUCUGGAAAGUGUGAGCAGCGACUUGCGAGAGCAAUUCAUCCGCGAGAGACGAGAGAUCUACCUCAAAUUUUGGGAGGUCCGCGACAGCGACGCGUCGGUUGCUUUGGUUUCCAGGAUUAACACUCCCCACGCCACGAACCAGCCCGAAUCAGUCCUUGAUCUCGCCUCAGAUCCCACCUCGACGUCGUUUGCCACCAUUGGAGCGGAUGGCAUCGUGCGGGUGUGGCGACCCAAGGCUCGCCAACAGAAUGGCCUCGCUGUCAAGGGGAUGGAGGGUCACGACACUGUCACCUGGGGCUGCUCGCAUAUCAUCGCCGUAGGCGACUACGUCGGCAAGGAGGCUGGGACGGAGAUUUCAACAACCACAGCCCCAGCCAAGACACAGGGAAGCAUCACGUUUUCGGAAGAUGGCUCGACUCUCUUCGCGGCCUUUGGAGCCACCGAUGUUGGCGUGGUCUACGUUAUCGAUGCUGCCAGCGGCCAAAUCGUCAAGGUGCUGGAGGGAUUGUGGAGCGGCCAGCUGCAGUCGAUCCGCGCACUCUCUUCGUUCGUUCUUGUCCUGUCCAAGGACUUGCGCGUCUACGAUGUGGUCGGGGACGAGCUGCAGUAUGGCAUCGUCAUUCCCGAGAUACCAGGAGUCAACGAGCUCCUUCAGCUUGCCGUGGACCACACAUCCGGCCACUUUGCCGUCACAUUACCCAUCGGCGGCAUAUCCAGCGUGGGCAUCUUCGACCCAGAGGACCCGGAGCCGCUGCUGGUGCGAAGCACUCCGCACAGAAUCGUCAGCCUGGUCUCCGCCCCCGCGACGAGCGGCUUUAUCGCCCUGGACGAUGCCGCCCAGGUCUGGGUGAUUGCCGAGGGAUCUGAUCCGUCGGCGUUGACGACUGUACAGCCGCUGCAGGAUCUGCAGCUCGAUGGGCCGGCUGUUGAUGACAACAAGAAGGACAUCAUCCUCGACGUCGACGACGCGGAGAUGGCCAGUGACGAGGAGAUGGAUGACCAGGUGCCGGAAGACGAGGAAGACGUGGACAUGGACGACAAUGACUUCCACCCGAGCGUCAUCCCACAGCAGUACCUUGCGGACAUCUUCGAUGCCGCCCCUGCCUUUGCCGCGCCGUCGGUGGAGGACAUGUUCUAUAAGGUGACGGGGCUGCUUGCAACCAAGCCGCUGUCUUCUGGCUCAACAUGA